Plasmopara halstedii is the source of this 454-nucleotide messenger RNA. RefSeq names its product AlNc14C182G8248. The transcript has a single exon. The record is from RefSeq and is a predicted model, not a curated record. The annotation marks the transcript as partial. Gene Ontology annotation, molecular function: DNA binding. Lineage: Eukaryota; Oomycota; Peronosporomycetes; Peronosporales; Peronosporaceae.
AUGGUCAAGCGAGUGCCUGCUACCAGUGCUGAAUUCCUGCAAGCUUCAUCUGCUGCAUCAACCACUACAUUGCCUUUAGUGACACCAACAGGCCAGGUGCCUCCCCUGGUUAAUGGACCGGCCAGUGUCUCAGCUGUCUGGUCAUACUUUGAGAAGGACCAGUCAGGCAACUCAAUCUGCAAGUUUUGCGAGCGGGUGAUUAAGGGCCACCACUCAUCUAAUCUGCUCUCGCACUUGCGUACGGCUGGUCGGACGGAUCCCACCCACCAACAAGCAAAUAAUAUAUGCGAGGAGCACCGGGAGACCAAACGUCACAUUAAGCGCCAGAAGAUGGGGUUGCAGGCCGUAGCAGCUGGCCACACGGGUGCUGAGUUCGUUGCGGCGGCCAUGUAUCCGCCACACCUGUCUUCUCAAUCCGUAGCCGCUGCCAUGGCCUCAGCUGGCGGAUCCCCGG